CCUGAGUGGGACUGAGCACCCGCUGCAGGAAAGGGUCUCAGAGGGAGCCAGGAGCAGGACAGGGCUGGGAAGGAGCAGUGAAGAGGGGUUAGGGGGAGGAAGGUGCUGGUCACCCCUGGGAGCCGAGGUCCUGAUGCAGCCCCCCACCUGCAGGGCCAUGCAGGAGGAGAUCGGCUGUCCCCCACCCCUCGGGGACUGAGCUGGGACACUGUGGACAGGACAGCACAGGGUUGGAUACAGCUAUGGGGGGCCCAUGGCAGCCCCCCGGCACCCGCAUGCUGCUGGUCCUGCUGCUCGCACUCCCGAUGCUUUGGCAAGAAGCUGAAUGUCUGGAGAUCAUCAAGAGUGAAAGCCAAACGCCAGCAACCCCUGGACCCCCUGGGCAGCAAGGCUGCCUGACCGAGUGGGAUGGAGUGAGCUGCUGGUCAGCCGUGUCCGUCGGCCAGUCCCAAGCCGUCACCUGCCCUGACAUCCUUCACAUCUUCAAGAAGUCCAAAGCGCUGAUCCAGAGGAACUGCACCGAGUCGGGGUGGAGCUUCCCCAGCCCUCCCUACUACAACGCCUGUGAGCUGGAGGCCAUUGGCAGCAAUAAUGACACCGAGGCCAAGAAAGGCUAUUUUGUCACCAUGAAGGUGCUUUACACCUGCGGCUACUCCACGUCCCUGGCAGCCCUGUUCUUGGCCAUCGGCAUCUUCUCCUGCUUCAGGAAGCUGCAUUGCACCAGGAAUUCCAUCCACAUCCACUUCUUCACCUCCUUUAUACUGCGUGGGGCUGCCGUGUUCAUCAAGGAUGCCGUCCUCUUCUCGGAUGAGUCCAUCGACCACUGCACAAUGUCAACGGUGAACUGCAAAGUAGCCAUCACCUUCUUCCAGUACUCCGUCCUGGCCAACUUCUACUGGCUGCUGGUGGAGGGCAUGUACCUGCAGACCCUACUGCUGCUCACCUUCACCUCCGACAAGAGGUACAUCUGGUGGUACAUCCUCAUCGGCUGGGGUGUCCCCAUGCUUACAGUCUGCGUGUGGGUGUUCACCAGGCUGCAGUACGACAACCACGGGUGCUGGGACGACUACACCAGUCUCUACUGGUGGGUGAUCAAGGCUCCCAUCCUCCUGGCCAUAUUUGUGAACUUCCUCAUCUUCCUCAAUGUCACCAGGAUGUUAGCACAGAAGAUCCGGUCCCCAGACAUCAGCAAAAACUACAAGCAGCAGUACAUGAGGCUGACGAAGUCCACGCUGCUCCUCAUCCCUCUUUUCGGGGUACACUAUGUGGUGUUUGCACUCUUCCCUGAGCACAUCGGUGUGGAUGCCCGGCUGUACUUCGAGCUGGUUCUCGGCUCCUACCAGGGGUUCCUGGUGGCUCUGCUGUACUGCUUCCUGAAUGGAGAGGUCCAGGCUGAGAUCAAGAGGAACUGGGGCAAGUGGCAGUCAUCCAUGGAGAGCAACGUCUUCAACCUGGCAACCCAAGACUUCACAGCAUGACGAGGACAGCGUUUGGGGGCAAAUACUUCCCUGAGGACGGUGGUGGUGGUGGUGCAGCUCCACAGCUAUGGUUCCAGAAACACAAUAAAAAGAAUUUUGUAGGUUCUGGGUCUGGCAUCCUCAGAGGGUGAUGUGAAUGACUGUUGCAAAAGGCUCUGCCUGUUCGGGUACUGGCAUCUCUCAUUGAUCCAUGAUGGUUUCUCACCUGCCCAAGUGGUCAGUGUGUUAGGAAAAGGGAAGGGAGAUUCUCCACCUUUUCUGCCCCAGGACUGAGUAGGAAACACAAAUUUCAUUUCACAAAGGACAUUUGGCAUUUUUCAUUUGGCACUGGAAUAAAAACCAAAGUGGUCCCAGCGCUUUUUCCCCUUCCUGCUUUGGUUUAUAAAACUGUUUCCCUUAUGGGAAGAUGCCUAGACACAGCCCCUAGGAACCAUUCUGGAGGUGGGAGUAGCAAAUUGAAAGACAGCUGAAAACUGACAGCUUCUACAUGAGACUCCGGAUGGUUUCAUGACUCAGAUCAUCCCCUGCUUUCCAAAAUGUUUCCCAUUCUCCCGUGCCUGUUGCUUCAGGUGUGCUUGGUGCCAGGGAAGAUGGUCCAU
Molecule: messenger RNA, 2077 nt
Organism: Athene cunicularia (burrowing owl)
Lineage: Eukaryota; Metazoa; Chordata; Aves; Strigiformes; Strigidae
Product: vasoactive intestinal polypeptide receptor 1-like
Exons: 13
Coding region: 243-1478 (411 amino acids)
Biological process (GO): cell surface receptor signaling pathway; adenylate cyclase-modulating G protein-coupled receptor signaling pathway
Cellular component (GO): plasma membrane
Molecular function (GO): peptide hormone binding; G protein-coupled peptide receptor activity; vasoactive intestinal polypeptide receptor activity
Source: RefSeq, a predicted model, not a curated record